AUGGCUGGACCUCGAGAUGAACGAACCCACUUCUUGUACUUGAAAUGGUCGGAUCUUUACAAUCGGGAAAAGCCUUUCCAGCUCUUCCUCGAUAUCCCAAAGGAGUCGCCAGACCAACGGAAGUCGAACUUGGUAUAUGAAGAAGGUCCGGAAGAAAUAGUGCACGAUGUGCGGGGACGAGAAUCCGAGUUUUCAAUCGAUAACAACGGUUUCACAUACAUCAAGCACAGCACCAAGCUCUCUAGCGAGCAGUUCGAGGAUCAUGCUGCAGUUGAAGGCUGCUAUCUCCCAGAAUGCGAGAAGCUCCUCCGGAAGCACCUCGAGGGCGUUGACCGCGUCCAUUUUUUUGAUUGGAGGUUGAGGAAUAAUUCUCUAUCAAAGUGGUAUGGGAAGCUCGUGAAUUUAAGCGACCCGGCUCAGCCCCUUCCACCGGAGAAACAUGUUCAUGUUGAACCCAGACUUACGGUAACGGUAGAUCAGGCCCCGGAUGCUGUUGUCCGCAGAGUUCAUUUGCACCUCGGUGACGACGCUGAAUACUUGCUGAAAGGGCGUGUUCGAACUAUCAAUGUUUGGAAGCCACUGAACGGCCCGAUUGAAGACUGGCCGCUAGCUGUCUGCGAUGGGAAGACCGUCAAGGAUGAAAAUAUGAUUGAAACGGAUCAUAUCCGCAGGCAGUAUGAUGGCACGACCAUGUACGCGCAGUACAGUGAAGGAAUGAAAUGGUAUUUCAUGAGCCAGCAACAGAAUGACGAUGUGCUGCUGCUCAAGAACUUCGAUUCGAAUUCUGACGUUCUCGCAAGAUAUGCUCCUCAUGCUUCGUUUGGACUUGCAAACGAAGGGGCUGCUCCGAGACAGAGCAUAGAAGUUCGUGCCUUGGUUUUUACUUAUCCUAAGAAUUGUUGACACUCAGCGAGGAUGGGACGACGAAAAGUGCGA
This is a messenger RNA of Lindgomyces ingoldianus, 936 nucleotides long. RefSeq lists its product as uncharacterized. NCBI's taxonomy places the organism in Eukaryota, Fungi, Ascomycota, Dothideomycetes, Pleosporales, Lindgomycetaceae. Gene Ontology annotation, molecular function: oxidoreductase activity. The record is from RefSeq and is a predicted model, not a curated record. The transcript is spliced from 5 exons. Bases 1 to 903 code for a protein of 300 amino acids.